Triplophysa rosa is the source of this 3851-nucleotide messenger RNA. RefSeq names its product leucine zipper, putative tumor suppressor 2a (gene lzts2a). The transcript is spliced from 6 exons. NCBI's taxonomy places the organism in Eukaryota, Metazoa, Chordata, Actinopteri, Cypriniformes, Nemacheilidae. Gene Ontology annotation, biological process: cell division; negative regulation of canonical Wnt signaling pathway. The record is from RefSeq and is a predicted model, not a curated record. The coding region runs from base 439 to 2559 and encodes 706 amino acids.
CGAAUGAGCGGCGCUGCUGCCAGCGGCGAUCCGAUGAUGGGGGCAGGGUCCGAGUCCAGCGCGCGCGCAGCGGGAUUCACGGCAGUUUGACUGCAGCAGUCCCUUCCAGGGGGAUGGACGUGCAGUAGCUUCACGUUUGUCGUCUCUUUCAGCAAAUGGAGUUGGUGUUAUACGUGCUUUAGAGAGGAGUAAAGCGACUACCAGUCAGAUUUUCUUGAACUUCAACAUUGGGAGAUUUAACAUUAAGCGUAAUUUGUUUGUGGAGCUUAUAGUGGAAAGCGAUCUUCACGCGGUCAAUGGUGUGCGUGUGAGCAAAGGCCGAUGCUGCAGUGGUGCUCUUGGGAUGUGUAAAGUCUUCAUCAGACCUGAAUGUGUGCGGCUUAGGAGCUGAACUCAGGGCAUCUGUGCAAGAUUAUAUGUCCUGGGCGUGUGUUCGCCAUGGCUCUAGUUCAGGCUCUGCCUGUGCCCACUGAUCACCCGAAACCCAGCGCUGACGUCCAGCAGUGCUACUCAGUGUCUCAUUCCCCCCCUGUGGCUGUGGCAGGCACCAUGGGUUCCGUCAGCAGCCUCAUUUCUGGACGCACCUACCAGGAGCGCCACUGCCGAGCCGUCAGCGACUAUGGUGCUAAGUAUCGUAAACCCACACCAGCCACCAGCUGUUUCCGACAGCAAGACGGAACGCUCCGCAGCGCCAGCUCACAGGAGCAGCUUCUCAACAACCAGCCUCUUUUACCCACUAAAACCAAGUCAUCUGCACUCAUCUCUGCUGGCAAUGGUAACUACGGCUAUCUGAAUGAUGAGUCGGUGGGCGAUUGGAAUGAUAAUCACGUGUCCGCAUGCAGUCCGUGCAGCGAUACCGAAGAGCCUCCUGACAACAGGGGCAUGAAUGGUAACAUUGGUGGUCCUCCUCCAAAGCUCGUUCCAGUUUCAGGCAGGCUGGAAAAGAGUAUGGAGAAGAUAUUGAUCCGUCCCACUGCCUUUAAGCCCGUGGUCCCCAAGAAUCGUAAUUCUGUGCAGUACUUGUCACCUCGUCCAGGGGGCAGUCUGUCUGAAAGCCAGGGCAGUCUCAACAUCUUACUUCCUAGUGCUGGAGCAGGUUUGCCUUGCGCCGAGAAGCGGAACUCUUACAGCGGGGGACGCAACGCACGGAGUAGCCAAUCCUGUACCAUGUCAGACUCGGGACGCAACUCCCUCUCCAGCCUGCCCACCUACAGCAGCACGGGGUACAGCCUGGCACAGAGCGAGGUACCCAAUGGGAAUAUGGAAACACCCGCUGGCGGUGGCCACGGACACUCUAAUUCCGACAGCGGCCGAUCGUCAUCAAGUAAGAGCACGGGGUCUUUAAGUGGCAGAGGCCAACCCUUGUCAGACAGCGGAUCGUGUGGGAGGUCCCCGGCUCCGGGGGAAGGAUAUGAAGGGGUCAUACGUGAACUAGAGGAGAAACUGAGGGAACGAGACUUGGAGCUACAGCAACUCAGGGACAACCUGGAUGAGAAUGAAGCAGCUAUCUGUCAGGUGUAUGAAGAGAAACAGAAGCGCUGUGAGCAGGAGAUGGAGGAUCUUCGGCAGAGUUGCGCAUCAAAGAUGAAGCAAGUGCAGUUAAAGGCCCAGCGGGCGCAGCAGGUUCUUCAGCUGCAGGUGUUCCAGCUGCAGCAAGAGAAGAAGAAACUGCAGGAGGACUUUUCCCAACUGUUGCAGGAAAGAGAGGCGCUGGAGAAGAAAUGUGCAUCUUUUGAGAGAGAGCAGACUCAACUGGGUCCCCGACUGGAAGAAACAAAGUGGGAGGUAUGUCAGAAGUCAGGUGAGAUCUCCUUAUUGAAGCAGCAGCUGAAGGAUGUUCAAGCAGACCUCAGUCAAAAGGCAAGUGAUAUUGUUGCUGUGAAGGCUCAGUUGAGAGAAGCCCGCUCCGAGCUGCAGGCCAGCCAUGCUCGCUCGCAAGAGGCCAGUGCCACAGCCCGCACCCGCACGUUAGAACUGGAAGUUUGUGAGAACGAGCUACAGCGCCGCAAGAGUGAAGCAGAGCUCUUGCGGGAGAAAAUGGGCCGUUUGGAAGAAGAGUCUCUCCGUCUCAAAGAGGCUCUGGCGAUGCCCACUACCCAGCCUUCUAAAGGUCAAUGCAUGAGUCUACCCCUGCCCCAAAGCCGUAUGGGAAUCGUCCACGGGCUCAGCCCUGCGUUCCGGGACAACGGCAGCGAGGAGCAACGUCUAGCGUAUGAAAGCGAUGAAGCGAAGGUGCAGCGCCAGAGCGUGGACGUGCUGCACGGUCUCUGUCAGCAGGUGGAGCGUCUGCGAGCUGAGCUGAUGUACGAGAGGAGACGGAGUGAGGACCAGCUGGAGGCCUUCGAGGACGAGCGCAGGGUGUGGCAGGAGGAGAAAGACAAAGUGAUCUGUUACCAGAAACAGCUGCAGCAGAACUACAUCCAGAUGUACCGGCGGAACCGUGACCUGGAGCGUGUGAUGAGGGAGCUCAGUCUGGAGCUGGAGAACAGGGAUAUGGAGGAGUUUGACAUGCGGAGCAACGAGAUCCACUUUGAGGAGAUCACUGCGACUGAAAUCUAGCAGACUCAUCCCGUUCUCUACCAGCGACGUCUCAGAUUUCACCUUAACCGUGGUUGUGUGAGGAACACCAGUCAUCACAGGCAUGCUUCUCAACACUUUUUCAUGAACACUUUAAUUCCAGUUGUUGUGGCGUUCCAUGUCCAGGCCCAGAUAGAAUCGGCAGACUGUUUUUGUAUUCUCUACAGUGAUUUUGGAGAAAAAUCUUUGUUUAAAGAAACAUAAAGCCCUGUUGCUGUUGCAUAUACAUUUUUCAACUGACUUAGUUUAACUCCUGCCCAUGUCUUGAAAAAAGAGUGCGAUGGAGUGCUUGUGAGCGCACCUUUUCACUUUGCUAAAACGACAAAUGAUUUUUUGGAGAGGAGGCAGCAUGACUGUGAGUCACAUCAAGUGCGCCAUUUGGGACAAGCCCUGUCAGCCGAGGCCAAUAAAGCAUGAAGCUGUGUUUUCUCAUCUUUAUGAUGUUCCUCACACCGCCUCAGAAACCUGUGAGCGGUUUCCAUUGAAUGUACAGUGACUGCAUACAGCAGUUUAUUAGCACCGUUGAAGGGAAGGAUGUCCUCAAUCUUUUAAUAUUAUGGUUAAUAUCUUAUGCACAAUGAGAAGCCCACAUCAGAAGCCCAAUAAGAUCAAAGUACAGGUGAGAGGAACCUCAUACAUCAGCUACAUGGUAAUAGAGGUUCAUGCACAAGAUGUGAUAUCAUGUAAUGGUCUGAACACAAUGCUUAACUCCCUUCGUACCAUUAUUAACCAAGAGACUGGGAGAUCUAUUGAGCAUCUCAUGUUAGGUCACUGAAACUGCAGUUUUGUUGCAUUGGUGUUUUUGUUGUUAUGCUAAUGUUUAGAGUUAUAACAUUGUGCCAUUUCUUCUCAGCCAUUUGCAGCACUAUGCAGUAAGAACUCUCUGUUUCAUCCCACAGACUCGCUGCUUACACUACAUUUGAUACUAAUCACUAAUGUAGAAGUGUUAUUUUUAUAAUUAGAUUGUAUAUUAGCGAACAUAACUAGCAGAUAUAGAGACAAAAUAUAUUUUUCUUUCCUAAGUAUCGCUGUGCACACUGUACAUACAGUAGUGAACUGCAUGUGUGCAUGAGACCGUAGCAUUAUGAUGCCAGACAAUCUGGUAUCAGGUUAUGACAUCACAUAGGUUAUACUUUCUCCAGCCAUAGUGGGUGGGGCAUUUCUGUUCAGUAAUAACAUAGUUUAUGAAUACAUACAGUAUACAGUAUAUGUCAUGUUAGAUUUGAAUACAGAAAUACUAAUCAAAUGUUUGUGAUCAUUUUGUUAAAAAAGGG